AUGGAAUCAUUAAGUGGAGAUCUUCAUUUGGCUAGGAGAAACUUUAUGCAUGGAGUUUUGGAGAAUCGAAAUGAGAGGUUUUGUCCUCCGGGAUUCGAAGACAUAAAAAUUGCGCCUCUGAGUAUCAUCUACAAAGGAAAACUUGCGGUUUUCGAUGUCCGAAGUUACAAGGUGGGUGGAAUUCUAAAGUUUGCAGAAUCGUCAAAACAACAAACCUUAAGCCAAGAUGUACCAUUGACAACGAGAAAAUCCUCAGUUAGAUUCUUGGAGAAGCGACAAGAGAGGAUGACUAUGGUGUCACCUUAUGGUUUUCCCCAUGCUGCCCCUGAAAACAAGAAAUAGAAGAAGAUGUUAGUGGUAUACAUAUAUCAUAUAUGAAUGUUAAUGGAAAAUAUUUAUUUUGAGGAUUUGGUUAUUAUUUUACUAGAGUUUAUUAUGUUGCUAAGAUGUU
This is a messenger RNA of Solanum pennellii, 451 nucleotides long. Its product is annotated as protein TIFY 9-like. Lineage: Eukaryota; Viridiplantae; Streptophyta; Magnoliopsida; Solanales; Solanaceae. Gene Ontology annotation, cellular component: nucleus. The record is from RefSeq and is a predicted model, not a curated record. Gene Ontology annotation, biological process: regulation of defense response; response to wounding; regulation of jasmonic acid mediated signaling pathway. The transcript is spliced from 6 exons. Bases 1 to 342 code for a protein of 113 amino acids.